AUGCAGACACAAACAACGUACAGACGGGCAGACGGACAGAUGAACGGAUGGACAGGCAGGCAGACGGAGACUCGAUCUGUCCGCCGAGAGGGAGAGUGUUUGCAGAAGAGGCAAAUAGUGAGACGGGCAAUCGGCCCGAUUGGUCGACGCAUUCGGCCUGUCCGUCUCGGUUGUAUUGACUUGUCGAGCGAGUGGGAAGACUCGAUUGCAGAAACAAGAUGCCGAGGUGUCAGGCGGACGACGGAAGGGGCGAAGAGAACUCCUUCCGUCCUGUCAACGGGAGCCCGUGCCCAGUCUGGUCGUCAGUGGGCAACUGGGCGACGGAGCAACCGAGCGGAAUGCAGCAUGUCGAGCCUCGUUGAGGGGAGUGGAGUCGAGGCGCGCCGUCAAGAGGUGGAGGGUGGGCGAGAGGUUGGCCUGCAAAUCACAAAUGACAGGCCCGCCCGCUUGUCCGGUUGUCGAGUGCCCCGGUCAGACGCGCGUCGUCAUGCGAGUGACGAUCGACGGUGCCAACGGCGUCGUGUCAACGGGCGCGUGACCGGCAUGGCGAUGUCGCCCGAUGGGCCACACGACGGCCAACCUCUCGAGUCGUUGGACCGAGUCCCGCCGACACUGUCGGAAGGGGCAGAGCCGCCAGGCGAGCAGGACGCUUUGUGUUGGUGUGUCUGA
Protopolystoma xenopodis is the source of this 669-nucleotide messenger RNA. The record is from the annotation of a GenBank genome assembly. NCBI's taxonomy places the organism in Eukaryota, Metazoa, Platyhelminthes, Monogenea, Polystomatidea, Polystomatidae.